Alosa alosa (allis shad) is the source of this 4253-nucleotide messenger RNA. RefSeq names its product mical-like 2a (gene micall2a). The record is from RefSeq and is a predicted model, not a curated record. Gene Ontology annotation, molecular function: protein binding. Lineage: Eukaryota; Metazoa; Chordata; Actinopteri; Clupeiformes; Clupeidae. The transcript has 19 exons. Bases 54 to 3206 code for a protein of 1050 amino acids.
UCUUGUGCUUUUAGUUAAAUGGGCUAAUUGUGUUGCUCUUUAGGCUACAUUUAAUGAGACACGGUCGUGGUUUUAGCAGACUUCCCGGACUUCCCGCACUAGUUUGUCUGGCAGCUCACACUAGGACACAACAGUUCUCGCAGAUAGGCUACGCUGCAUCCUUUGUUUGGGGUCCUCCUGAACUUCGCAAACUUGUUCGCUCUUGGCUCCCACGACACCCUCGAGGGAGGAUGGCUGCCAUCAAGGCGCUGCAACAGUGGUGCAAGAACCAGUGUGAUGGCUACAAAAAUGUGGUAAUCACGAACAUGACAACGUCUUUCAGAGAUGGAUUAGCGUUCUGUGCGUUGAUCCAUAAAUACAGACCGGAUCUCAUAAACUAUGAGUCUCUCAGAAAAGAGAAUAUUUAUGAGAACAACAAACUGGCCUUUCAUGUGGCCGAGGAGCACUUGGGGAUUCCCGCCCUGCUGGAUGCAGAGGAUAUGGUGGCCCUGAGCAUCCCUGACCGACUCAGCAUUCUCACCUACGUCUCCCAGUACUACAACUACUUCAAUGGCCGCUCCCCAAUUGGAGGGGUGGGCGGUGUUAAGAGACCUGCUGAAGACUCCAAGGAGGAGCCGUCCGAGAAGAAGAACCUUCCGGUUGUUUCCAAAGUCUUCAGCCACAAAAGAGCCAUCGAGAACUGUCCUCCAGCCCCACUCAUCCAGAAACCGUCACCACAGCUUAAACCAGAACCAGCUGCCCAACAGAAGGCUGUUUUAGUGGAGAGCUCUAAUAAAACUGGCACCCUGAAUAGCAAAUGUGCUGUUUGCAAGACCCAUGUACAUUUGGUGCAGCGCCACCUAGUGGAUGGGAAAUUGUACCACAGGAGCUGUUUCAAGUGCAGUGAAUGCUCGAACCCUCUCCUGCCAGGGGCAUACAAGACAGGACCUGAACCAGGGACAUUUAUCUGCAAUGCACACCAGAAUGGCUACAAGUCCUCACUUCCCAGAGCUGCACAAAAGAGCAUAGCUGACCCUGUAAAACCCCCCACUACUCCUGCUACUCCUGCAGUGCAGCUACAGGUGCCAAAGAAAGAUGACAAGACCCAGCCUGCAGUCCCAAAGACCGCCUCCAUGCUAACUGUCCCUGGGAAAGCCAUUCCCAGGCCCGUGGAGCCCAGUCCAGCGCCGCAGCCAUGGACCCCCUCAGCGCAGAGGACCCAGGCGGCCAGACGGCAGUUCUUCCAGUCCUCCACCCAGGCUCCAUCCUCAGCUCCAUCCUCAGCUCCAGCUCCAUCCUCAGCUCCAGCUCCAUCCUCAGCUCCAGCCCCGGCGCUUUCCUCCGCUCAGCCUCUAAGAGAAUCUAUUGCCCAUCGGCCGGCGCCAAUGCCAACAGAAGCUGGCACAGCCCCGUCCAGAGCUCCGUCCAAGCCAGAGGAGAAGGAGCGUGCCCGGGCACUGAUCAGCAGGAAACUGGGCGAGGGGAACUGCAACAAUAACAACACAGCGUAUCAGUUUGGCUGCAGGACUGAUAAUAAUUGGUCUGGGAAGGGGCUGUGCUCUGCCGGGGCGCCCAGCUGGAGGCUGGAGAAACGCAGCCAAGGCACGGCGGGGGGUGGGGCGGCCCCUGCACACCCCACCACCAGCACCACUAGCACCCCCAUCCCCACCCCCAUGCCUGCCAUCAGCACCAGUUCCUCCUCCUCCACCUCCACCUCCUCCUGCAGCAGCAAGGAAUCCCUCUGGCUGGCUGCCAUCAGGGAACGAGAGCGAGCGAGUGCGAGAGCUCCCCCCAGCCCCGUCGCCGUGGCCACCACUGCCUCCUCCUCCUCGUCUUCUGCGCUCGCCUGCGGUGCCAAAGCCAAACCCAUAGCUGGUUUAGACGUCUCUGCAGCUGACUGGCGAUCAAAGCUCCAGCCCGCCUCAAAUGGACCAAGCCUGAAAUCUCCUGAACCCGCUAAAGGGUUGCCCCCCAACCCUGUGGAGAACAAGCCUACUAUGACCUACAAGGCUAGUCUAUGCAUCACCGUGACCUCGACCACUUCUGAUAAGCUCCACCCCUUAACCAGCCCUUCCUCAUCAGGGUCCAGGAGUUACAGACCCCCCUCUGUCCAGCAGCCUGGGAGGAAAAGCUCAGGGGGUUAUGCUUUAGCAGAGUCAGCGUCCUCCCACCAGACUGCUGCGGUCACCAGUAGCUCCUCAGCCAGCGACCCCUCCAGAGUCAAAGCUUCGUCUCCAAAGCAGCGGCGACGUGGGUCUGCAGGCUUUGGCUCACAAAAUGGAAGCCACCAUGCUAAUAGCUCAUCGAAUGGUUUGUCCUGUUGGACACCCCCUGUGUCCAGCAAUGUCCAACUCCAACCCUAUAGAGCCUCCUCACCCAAACAGCCGCGUAGGGGUUCAGCUGGAGCUGCAGGAUCUAGGAGUGGGGAUUCUAUAUCAACUGGACCCACACCACGUUGGGUAACCCCAGUUACUGUCCGCAUUUCUCCAAGUGAGUCCACUGGACCUACACCGCGUUGGGUAACCCCAGUUACUGUCUGCAUGUCUCCAAGUGAGUCCACCAACCACAAGACUCCAUCUGCACAGCAUACACCUCAUAGAGUUCCUGUUGAACAGGGUUCUACAAAUGGACAUCACUCAUCAGAGGAAAUGGCUUCUGUCACUAAAGUGAGGUCACCAGCCAAAACGCAUCACGUUCCGAUGGAUGAGAUUGUGAAGGAGCUUGGGGAGAUCGAGGAGAACCUGAACGAGUUGGAGAGGGAGGGGGUGGACUUGGAGAAGAGGCUCAGGAGCUGUGAGGAAGAGGGAAGAGGGGACCUCCUUAUGGACCCGCUGAUGGUUGACUGGUUCAAUCUCAUUCGCAAGAAGCAGGGCUACAUGAGGCGGGAGUCGGAGCUGGUCUACAUAGCCAGAACUCAGGAUCUGGAGGAGCAGCAGCCUGGAGUGGAGGGUGAGCUGCGGAGGCUGCUGGACAAGCCAGAACACCUGAAGAGCGAGUCGGAGCGCCGGCAGCAGUCGGAGCUGAUGGACCGACUCCUGGAGAUCAUCAACGACCGGAAUGCCAUCGUGGAAGGCCUGGAUCAGGACCGGCUGAGGGAAGAGGAGGAGGACCAGCAGUUAAAUGAAAUGAUGCAGAAUCUUGGUAUGAAGAGGGCGAAGAGCAAAAGGCAGUCAUCUUUCUCCAAACUGUUCAGGAGGAAGAGCAAGAGGGUGGUGGCUGAGGGGUGAUCAGCAGCAGACUGAUGGGAAAGGGCUAGUCCCCAGUUGGCCCACACGAGGCUGUUGGAGGUGCUCAUGUUUUGCGGUGCUGCACGGCUUGAGACUCGGUGCACUGAAAUGUUGGCUUGUUUGUGUUCCGUUGUAGGUUUUUCCACCACUUAGCAGAGCAGGGUUUUUUGAAUGCAUCACAGUAGUCUUGGUUUUGUUUUGGUUUGAUUUUUGUUUAUAUGUGUUUUUAAUAUAUACUUUACCUCAUGUUAGUCUGUUUUAUCUACAUUCACGUUUUCUACUCCUAAAAGGAAAUUAAUGUAACUCAUAGAUACCCUUUUCUUUUGAGUAUUAAGUUAAAAUAACUUUCCUGCACUAAUCUGGGUUUAUGAAGGUAUGGAGUAAAUAAGUAUGUAAUAAUAACAAUAAUGGCGUACAUGUUUCUCUUUAUUUGUGUUCAAAGCAAUUUAAUCACAAUUAAUAAUAAUGUCUUUAUAGUGAUAUAUGAUGAAUGUUUUGAGAAGUCUCUCUGAAAAUGAAAUGUCGUAGCCAGUGUAUCACUGAACAAUUAGACUAGGAAAGUGCUACAUCACUACUCACAUUUGUAAGGGCUGUCAGGGGUGUAAUUCCAUCUCAGUGCUGAGGGGGGCAGUAUAGCUUCAGCAGCAGUCUCAGCAGCAAAUCCCAUUUUCUUCUCCACAAAUUACUUAUGCCUGAGCUAAUUUCAUAUAUGCCUUGGAAUGUUAAAUUCAUCCACAGAUUAUGUAGUGGAGAGGCUUAUGCAGUACAGUUUAUAAGGGGGUUUAAAUAUUAACCAGGUUUAAUGAAACCUAAAUGCACUGUAAUGCAUCCUCUAAGUUGUGUAUUUUUUAAUGCUUGCGAUGAAAAUUCUUUCGAUGUUCAGUUGUAUAAUUCCCAUUUUAACAAAAGCAGUGUUUUAAAGAUUUUUAAGGGGUUAUUAUUAAACAAAGGAAAUGUUAUGAAUGAAAUCUUUAAAUGUUUGAUUGAUGAAUGGAAUGGUAAUGUCUACAAACAACAUAUUUGUUUAACUUUAAUCAUGUUUUUGAA